Molecule: messenger RNA, 6147 nt
Organism: Lethenteron reissneri (Far Eastern brook lamprey)
Lineage: Eukaryota; Metazoa; Chordata; Hyperoartia; Petromyzontiformes; Petromyzontidae
Gene: USP38
Product: ubiquitin specific peptidase 38
Biological process (GO): protein deubiquitination
Cellular component (GO): nucleus; cytosol
Molecular function (GO): cysteine-type deubiquitinase activity
Source: RefSeq, a predicted model, not a curated record
AUGGACAAGAUCCUGGAGGGCCUGCUUAGCUCAUCGCACCCGCUGCCGGUGAAGCGCAGCGUGGUGAAGAGUCUUGAAGCGGCCGAGGGCAAACUGGAUGGAGAGCAAUGCCAGGCCAUGUUCACGCUCGCCACACGCCUCACUCUGCUCAGUGAAGAUACCUUCCAGAGACAGGUCGGCCAGCAGGUGCUGGAUGCUUACGCGCGCUGCCACCGCGCCCAGUUUGGCGACUUCUUCAACAGCGAGCUGGUGCUCGGGAUGCUGCGCCAAGGCUACGGCUCACUGGGCCGGCGCGACGCGCGCCUCCUCGACUUUGUGCAGCACGGCCUACGCCUGAGCCUCAGCCUCCCGUCCGUGCUCACCGUGUACGCCUCGCUGCGCUCCGAGGCCCUGCGCAUGGUGUGCGAGCGCCUCCGACCGUCCACGGCGUGCAGACUCGGUGAGCUACUCAUCGAGUUCCCGCAGUGUCUGCCCAGAGAGGGGCAGCAGGCCAUUGUCUUCUGCAAGCAGCUUGUGCGGACCAUCGGUCACUUUGCCUGCCCGGCGGCGGCAGCAGAGGGGGACGGUGCCGACAGCGAGAAGGCCAUUCGGGAAUUCAUUGGGCAGGUGAAUCGCGUCAGCGGGCUGCUACCCAAGGUGUGGGUGUCAGAGCCGGCCGCCCUCCUCCCAUCCCUGCAGGAGGUGUUUGCCAUCAUCUCCACUCCAGACGUCCCUGCCGAUCCAUCAAUCGCGCUUGCCAGCCUGGUGCAGUACAUCCCCCUGCAGAUGACGAACGUCAUCAUCCAUAGCCUGACGACCGACGCCAAUGUCCACGACGCCAACAUGAUGGUGGCCCUGUGCAGGAUGAUUGACUGGCUGUCGUGGCCUUUGGCCCAGCGUGUGGACUGCUGGGUGACAGCUCUGCUCAAGGGUCUGGCUGCCGUGAAUAAAUUCACCAUCCUCAUCGAUGUCACCGUCCUCAAAAUCGAGCAGGUGCUGAGUCGGCUCUGGUUCCCGGUGGUGCGAGCUGGCGCGCUGUCCGUGCUCUCGCACAUGCUGCUCAGCUUCCAGCACUCACCUGAGGCCUUCCACCUGCUGCUGCCACACAUGCCGGGGCUGGUUACGGAUUUGCGCAAAGAGGCGUCUCCCACCAGCAUGGCGUGCCUUCGGCAGCUGUCCCGCCUCAUGCAGUGCAUGAUGUAUCAGUACUCCGGCUUCCCUGACCUCUACGAGCCAAUCCUCGAGCUCUUCAAGGACUUCCCCUUGCUGCACGAGGACGACAUCAAGCGCACGCUCACUCGCAGCGCGUGGACGUCGCAACGCUCGGCAUCCCCCACGGGGCCUCUGCGGCGGGCGGCAGACAGGUCGGAAACCGGGAGGACCGGCCUCGUCAACCUGGGCAACACCUGCUACAUGAACAGCAUCAUCCAGGCGCUCUUCAUGACCACACAUUUCCGCCGAGCGGUUCUGUCUCUGAGCCUCAACGGCUCACGUCCUCUCAUGGGAAAACUGCAGCUUCUCUUCGCCUUUUUGGCUCAUACACAGCGCUCUGCGUUUGAGCCGAGGAAUUUCCUGGAGGUGUCGCGCCCCCCUUGGUUCACGCCGGGUUCCCAGCAGGACUGCUCCGAGUACCUCAAGUACCUCCUCACCAGGAUACACGAAGAAGAAAAAACUCUAAUUCAGCUCCAUAGGAAUGCAAAAGCAGCAAAGCAAGGUGCAGAGUCUAGCGGGAUCUUGCUGACGGAAACACAAUCCGCCAGUGGGAAUCCACAAGACUGCAAAAGAACAGGUGCUGAAGCUCUAGAAUCACCUAAGGAGGUUUCUGAGAAAGACGAGGAGAGGACGCUGGUGGAAAAAAUGUUCGGCGGGAAGUUAUUGACAAGGAUCUCCUGCAAGAAUUGCCGAGGCGUGUCGGAGAGGUUCGAGGCGUUCACCGACCUCUCCUUGGCUUUCCCGACGCAGGGUGUCGAGUCCACUGCACAGCUUGAUUCGGCCGCCGCGACGGUGCAGCCGGUCACGAGUUCGCACUUGGCCAACGAAAUAAGCAGUGUGCCAAAUGUGACACAACAAUCGGCACUGUCUUCGGGCUGCGCGCAGGUGCCCGAGUGUCAAGACGUGAACGUAAAGGAUCCCACGCAGCUUGGCAUCAGUGAUGAAGUGAGCGAAUCAGCGUGCACCUUCCGCAGCGAGAGCCCCACAGGCUCAACGCAAGCCAGCGCCUCUACUCCGGCCACAAGCGUAAGCGAUGACAGUCGCUGUUCCCAAGAAGCGGAAACGGCAGAAACAUCUAACACCAAAGUAGACGCCGCCACGAUGACUAUGCCGAGCGACGGAAUAGAACAUUUCACCGACGUUGCGGUAGAAGUGCGGCCGGGACCCCACGUUCUAGUCGGCGGCGACGGUGUCUCCGUCUCGAGUAACGAACGGCCGCCAUCAAAGCCGGAGGUCGUCGUUUGUUCACCGGACUCUGACACAGACAGGGAGUCGGAAAGCGUGCCCGGUCUGAUCAAUUAUUUCCUAACACCAGAGACACUGAGCGGGGAGAACCGGUAUUACUGCGAGGCGUGCAAUUCCCUGCAGGACGCGGAGCGUGCCACGUUGGUGGCCGAGAGCCCCGAGUACCUGGUCCUGACGCUGCUGCGGUUCUCCUACGACAUGCGGACUCACUCCCGCCGCAAGAUCCUGCGCAAUGUGCACAUCCCUCCCAGCCUCGUCCUCCCAGCACGAGCCAAGAUGAAAUGUGUUCCUCCACCGCCGAAGAACCACUGCUCGCAGGACUGCAGCUGCCACCUAAAGGUCAACUCGGGGGUAGACACCGAUGACUCCUGCAAUGCUAAGUCUCCGCUCUGCAAAAAAAUGAAACAUUCUGAAGCGGAGCUCGAAUCGGACGGGUUUUGUGACUCGACUGUGCCGUACGUGCUUACGUCCGUGGUGGUGCAUUCGGGGAUGUCUUCGGAGAGCGGCCACUAUUACAGCUAUGCACGGGACUGUGGGAAGCAGCGCGGGGGCACGAGACGCUGCCACAGAUUCAGCAGCAACAACAACAACCUAAUGCCAGAGGGCACGGCUGCAUCUCCCACCGGCACGACCAGCGACCUCGCCGAUUCUUCAGCUCCUCCGCCUGAUAAAGACGUUGACGAUAGAGGCCCGCCGAGCUGUCACCUCCCUUGUGCCACCGCCUCAAAGGUUGACCAGGAGGAAGAGAAGACUGAAGAUGAGUCAGAGGAGGAGGAGCAGGGGGAGGAAUGGCUUUUGUUCAACGACAGCCGCGUGUCUUUCUCGUCAUUUGGCUCUGUGAGCGGCGUUACGAGCCGCUUCCCCAAGGACACGGCGUACGUGCUGAUCUACCGGCGAAGGGACCGCCGGCCGGAGGGAGAAGGCGCUGCCUGCGAGCGACUCUGCUUCGAGCCGCCCCUCCGCAAGGAGCUCAUGGAGGCUGUGAGCCGCGACAACAAGCUCUACCUCCAGGAGCAAGAGCUGGAGGCACGGACCCGUGCUCUCCGUACCUCCUCCUCAUCCUCGUCAUAUCACCGCCGCGACGACGAUGACAGCCACUCGCCUGGGAGCUGCGGCCCUGGGGGUGGAGGCAGUGGAUUCAGCUCCAUCAGCCGCCUAGUCUUUUGACCCGAACUUCAUUUGCACGUCUGAGCCCAGUGUAACAUCCACCUCACUCCCCAAGCCUCCCCUCCGUGACCAUCCCCUUUAAUCCAAUCACCCAAGAACUCAGGCUGCAUGAAUAACUUUUUGGCCAAAGUGGUUAAUGUUUGUGUGUUUUUUCAUGUGCGCUUUUUUCUUAACUCAGUAGCUUGAAAGGCAUAACCGCUUGCAGGCUGCAAUAUAAAUUUCCCAACUCCGAUAUUAGGCAGUUGGGUGGAUCAGUAGAGAUCGCACUGGCUAUCGGGUCAGUUAGCAACGAGUCCAUAGCUUCAUUCCCACCACUUGGCAGUAAUUUCCUUGUAACGUUAGCAUAGCAUCUUGUGUGCUGGAAGUGGACGUUACAGAUCUGUGACACCAUUCUCUACAGAAGACUAUAUUGUGUGCCAUAGGUGAAAUAUAUUUUUUUUAUUACCCUAAACUAAGUUAUAAAAUAUUUGCACUUUGCAAAGACAUAUAUUCACAUCUUUCUUACAAUUCGAUACUUUAAUUUGGGCUUUUGUCUAUGGGGAAAAGGUUUGUGAAUUAAUUUUGAUGCACAUUAAUUGAAAAUCACAUGGCGUACUCUAUAUAUUCACCACUCCAGUUAGUAAAUUCCCAAAUUUAUUACCAGUUGUGUUUAGAGAAACUUGAUAAUAAAAUCUUCACUUAAAGCUUUCGUGACUGCAGGAAUUCAUAUUAUUUGGGCCUUUAAGUAAAGUCACGUAGAUAGAAAAAAUUAUAAAAUAAUAAAAAAUAUCACGACGUUUCGAUCGCAACACAAGCGGUCGUCAUCAGGAAAAGUGGGGUUCGCUUCUAAAGACAAACUUUAUAAAGGUUUUAAUUAACUGGUUAAUGACCAACCACCUUCCGAUGUUCUGAUUUUUUACAAACUGACCAAUCAUUGGAAGGACGUUAUUAACCAGUUUAAGUCAUAACGGGCUGUGAUGUUCCCAGCCUUACCACCUUCCAAUGUUAGUUAUUUUCGGUUCUAUAAUUUUUUUACAUUAACAGAAUAAAUGUCUCACUAACACAGCUACCUCGUGCGCCAUCCUCAAGGCUGCUGCUUCACGAUCUCCUAUUAACAUGCUAAUCUCUCACAUUAACAUCGCCACCUUGGCACACUCGCUGUAUAGGAGUCUUGAUGAUCUUCCAUUAACAUGCUAAUCUCUCACAUUAACAUAGCCACCUUGGCACACUCGAUGCUCGGCGAUCUUGCAUUGACAUGCUAAUAUUUGCCUGGCAGCCCUGUGAUUGGUGGAAAGGCCACCACCGCCGCGGCCGCUGCCCACCACUUGCAUUGGCAUUGGCUGCUGACAUUUGGGCUACGCCCAUUUGAAACCUUUAUAAGCAGUUGUCUUUAGAAACGAAGCCUACUUUUCCUGAUGACCACCGCUUGUGUUGCGAUCGAAACGUCGUAAUAUUUUUAUUAUUUUUGCUAUCUACGUGACUUGACCGAAAGGCCCAAAUAAUUUAUAAUAAAAGCAGGGACCCCGAUUUAAAGAUUCUAGAUUUUCAAUAUUCCAAACGCUUUUUUUUUUUCAAGCUGAGAAAACCAGACUUGCAUUAGUGUCCGUUUGUGUUGAGUUUAGCUCCACAGUAUUUCCUUUACUCUUGCAUACUGGGUGGAUAUUGUGAUUUUGAGCAGCUAAUGGCAUCAAAUAUGCAGGGGGGGGGCAUCUUUUUUCAGGUAUGUGUAAAACACUACUGUGUGUACCAUAUCAGGGAAUGGAUGUGAAGCCAUAAUGCUUUGUUAUAUACCGAUAGAAUGUCUAAAUUAGUUUUAAAAAUGGCGUACAUGCUAUGUUAAUAAUGCCGAAAUAAAAAUGUAUGGAGCAUCUGCAUUUAGUUUUCUAACGCAGCCCUUGUCAUUUUGUUUGGUGCAUGAUACGAGAUCAUUGAUAAGAUUGAAAUGUUCAGGAUUGCGAGAGAUGGCGACCGCUUGGGGGGGAUGCUUUAUAAUGCAGGGGUGGAUUGUUCAUGGUUGAUGACGAAGCGCCAAAUGUUAACCAUAUUUACAUCGCACAUUUCUUUACCAUAGUAACGCAGGUUGUGACUCGACUCAAGAGGAUGCCUUACCAAUGGUAUGCAGUUCAUAAAGGGUGUGCCCCUUGCGAGUACCAAGUUUACCCUAAUACAAUUACUUCUGAUUGGAACAAUCAAACAUUUGACAAACUGUGGCAUGCUGCCCAGGAGAUGUGAAUGGGUAAAACUGCUGUCAAGAGCACUUUUGGGCAAGUGCUCCGUUGACUACGAAUGCUUUUCAUCGGGUUACAUUUAAGUGGAGUGGUGGGAUCUUCAAAGAGCUGGUGGUGGUACAGGCAGCUGAUACACCCUUGCGUUUUAACCGCAGACCGUAGACCUCACCAGUGAUAAUAAUUUUGAUGGAAUUUGUAGAGGGAAUGCAUUUUUUUCACGAUUGUAGGAACUGAUUGGAGUGAAGGAGACGGCUCUUGCAUACAUUGCUGUGCAACAGUGUCUUCACUCGUGUGUGUAACCAAGAACACGUGUAUUUUUGGGAAUAAAUACUAUUCA